Messenger RNA from Cyclopterus lumpus (lumpfish), 3291 nucleotides. RefSeq names its product alpha-1,6-mannosyl-glycoprotein 2-beta-N-acetylglucosaminyltransferase. The transcript has 2 exons. Gene Ontology annotation, molecular function: alpha-1,6-mannosylglycoprotein 2-beta-N-acetylglucosaminyltransferase activity. Gene Ontology annotation, cellular component: Golgi membrane; Golgi stack. The record is from RefSeq and is a predicted model, not a curated record. Bases 326 to 1588 code for a protein of 420 amino acids. Lineage: Eukaryota; Metazoa; Chordata; Actinopteri; Perciformes; Cyclopteridae. Gene Ontology annotation, biological process: protein N-linked glycosylation; oligosaccharide biosynthetic process.
UGGUUGUACACGUCAGCAGUCAUUAAGUUGUAACCAAGAUGUGUCACAUCCCGUCAUCCUCUUCCUGGUAGAGGAGCGUGUUGACACUCAGCUCCUCGUCUGGGUGGCAAAAACAAGCGGCUGCAGCGACUGCUUUGGCAGAUGGCACGGCGCGGGUUCCAGGUGGGGAGAAGCAGCCGAACACCGCGUUGACGUCGGGCUGUUGGAACCGGAGUUUGGGAGCUUCGCCGCACGAGGAACGCAGUUUACAAUGAGGGCGCGCGCGAGACGAGGCGAAUGAAAGCCGUUUCUGUCCUCUUCCAAAAGCUCGUUUCACGGAGAGAAAAUGAGGUUUCGGCUGCUCCGACGGAACCUGCUCGCGCUGCUGGGUGUUUCCGUUGUAGUCGUGACUCUCCUGGUGACCACGCGCGUGUUAUUAGUUCCCGACAUUGACGCGAGCGUCCCCAAUACCGACGUCGGUGUGACUGGUCGGAUCGUGCAUUGCGGCGACGCGGCGAACUUCGACUUCAGUUCGCUCCCGGAGUUGACGAAGUCUGUUUACAACGCCAAUUACAAGCAGUGCGUGCGCAACGCGGACGCGUUCCCAGGGGAGCCUGGACUGGUGCUGGUUGUGCAGGUCCACAACAGGCCCGAAUACCUCCGGCUGCUCAUCAGGUCACUGGAGAAAGCCGCUGAGGUCCACGGCUUCCUCCUGAUCUUCAGCCAUGACUAUUUUUCAGAGGAAAUAAACACCAUUGUGCAAGAGAUAACUUUCUGCAAAGUGCUGCAGAUUUAUUUCCCCUUCAGCACCCAGCUGUAUCCUGGCGGGUUUCCUGGGAAGGACCCACGGGACUGCCCCCGGGACACAUCCAAGGACAACGCUUUGAAAACAGGAUGCCUCAACGCAGCCCACCCGGACUCCUACGGCCACUACAGGGAGGCCUUCAUCACUCAGACCAAACACCACUGGUGGUGGAAGCUGCACUUUGUGUGGGAGCGGGUGCAGGUGAUGCAGGGCUACAGCGGCUUUUUGAUCUUCCUGGAGGAGGACAACUACAUCUUGCCGGACUUCUUCCAUUACUAUAAAUCAAUGAUAGAGUUCAGGAGGAGCAGCUGCCCGGAUUGCGACAUGCUGGCGUUGGGAAACCACAACGGCCUGGCUGAUUUUACCACACUGUCCAAUAAGGUGAUGACAACCGGGUGGAUGUCCACGAAACAUAACAUUGGCAUGGCCAUCUCUCGGGAGGUGUACUACAAGCUGAUGGGCUGCAACAACGAGUACUGCACCUACGACGACUACAACUGGGACUGGACCCUGCAGCACCUCUCCGGAACCUGCAUAUCGAAGCCCAUCAAGGUGCUGGUGGCGAAGGGCUCCAGGGUCCUCCAUACGGGGGACUGCGGCCUCCACCAGAAGGAAAACUGCAGGCCGGAGUGGGCCUCGCAGAAGGCGGAGGAGGGCCUCAUCGCGGCCAAGGACGGACUCUUCCCUCCAUCUCUGGUGCUCAGCAGCGCGGAAGUGGCGGAGCACAAGGCGCACAUGAAGAACGGAGGGUGGGGGGACGUUCGAGACCACAUUCUAUGCAAGAACUACGCCAAACGUCUUUGAGCUAUGACUUUUACCAAAGUGUCCUUGGUAUUCCACGGAUGUGCCACUCCUAGGUAACAUUCAGGGGUUUCAGAGGAUUGGGUGGGAGGUCUUCCAAGAACUAGGACCCCCCCCCCCACACACACACACACACACACACACACACCAAAUCUAAAAGGGCUGCAUAGACAUAGCUAGACUUCAGAUUUAAUUUGUUUUAAAGUUUUUUAUUUUGAAUCACCAAAGUUACACAGUUGCCAAAGACUCCCUUCAAAUGUGGGUCCAUAAUGCAAGCUCUGUCACGUCGUUCAAUCUCAUGCCACCUGCUCUGUUUAUCUCUGGGUGUCUUACGAGCCAAAACAUUAGAUUAGAUGUAUGGCACAGUGAUGGGAAAUAAGAGUCAACUAUAUCAGAAUGUGCACAAACGUGUGGACAUUUUCAUUUUUUGGGAUAUUAAUUGAUUUACUGGGAACAUUGCACACAGGAUGUUUGUUUACGAGAAGAUCGAUGUGUUAGUGUGUGAAUGACUUGCAUUGAUUUUAUGAACUGCAAUGCAUUUUACGUGUGCUUUUUAUGGUACGAUUUUAAGUGCAACAACAAAAGGGCACAUGCACUGUACAGACUUCAGAAUUUAACACAUGUAUGACAUGAGGGGGGAACUUGUAGUUUACGCUGUCUCUCUGGGGUAGACCGUUGACUUGUAUUGUUUCCUGCACAUAAUGGGAUUUGUGUUACUGAAUGUAACCUUCACCAUAACCAGGGUUGUUUCCUGUUGAGGCGAGGUCAGCUGACACCACUUACUUAUCCAGUCUGCUACUCCCCACCUGUAUCGACCCCUGGAUUACGACGAAGAGGGCUGGCUUGAUAUUGAUUUUUCUUUCUUUUUUUUUCUUCUUCCUCUCCUUUUGAUUGGGACUCGCUAUAUUUGUUUUCUGAUAAGUGAAAAGUGACCCUUUGGAGUCUCGAGGGUCAUCUGUGAUUCCGCAUUUCUGUAUUUGCACCUUCUUUCGUUAGAAUAUUAUUUGGGGAUUUUUUUAUUUUUUUUUGUGCAAUCAUUCAAUAGUUGGUGAAACUGAAGAAAAUGUGAUAAAGUUGCCUCUUUACAGUGUAAAAAUGAGAAAAUGAACACAAGUAUAUUGAUGCCAUUAUUGCCUUAAAUCUGACCAAAAGUGCCUUUUUUACUUUGUGCCUCCUUGGUUUAAAAUAGUUAUAUUGUUAAAGGUGCACUGAUAACAUAUGCAUGUAUCAGUGUUGGGGACUUGUAGUUAGCAUCUUUAUUGUGAGAGGUGGACAUAAUGGAAUGUGAAUGUUAAUUUCACAAACAUCUUCAAAGUCUAAUUAGGAUAAAUUAUUGCAUCACUUAGGAAAGAUGCGAUCAGAAAAUUGGUUUAAUCUGAUAUCGGUUCACCUCGGGGUGCCUUUUAUGGAGAUUCCUGUUUAAGAAAUAUGAAGUGAAUGUGACGAUGAAAUAAAUAGAUCUUCUAUUAUAUGUUGAAAAUCACAAUUAAUUCUUGUAUAACGCUGCAAAAAUUAGCCCGAUACACCAAGUUGUGUGUGUGUGUGUGUUUUAUGAUUCUGUAGUUGGUUGAGAACGAGACCAACUUCUUUUUUUUCUUUUUCUAGCAUAUUGCCUUUUCUUUCUGAUAAUCACUUGAAAUAUCUGUUUGUUCUUCACGUAAUGUUUGCCAAAUGGGGGCGGAAAUAAAGGCAGCAUUUUUAUCGUU